GCUGCGCAGACACCAGCGCUGAGGCUCUCUAGGAAACACCCAGUGGGGUGUGCCUGCGAGGUGCCCGGGGGGCCUGGGAGCCGCCUUCCCAGAGGGCUUCUGCCGCGCAAGCCCGGGCCGGGAGGCACGCUCGGGGCUGGGGUUUUUCCUGUUGCCUGGCUGCUGACCCCCUACAGGAAGAUAACGGACGGAGGAGCCAGGAGGGCGGAGCAGCUCGCUGCACGUGUCUGGCUGCUCUUAUCAACUUAUCAUAUAAGAGGAGGCGAGUGAUCAAUUUGGACCCUGACGCGCAGCCUCGGGGGGCAGAGGAACAAAGCAGCGUGGACACGACCCCCAGGCGAGCACAGCCCUGCCCAGGGAGAGGGGCCACGCUCCCCGUGGAGAUCUGACAGCUCUCGGCAGGACAGACUCGGGGAAGCCUGCUGCCGGGGUCUCUGGGACCGGGCUCCCACACAUGGACCCUGAGCCGGGCAGCUGAGCCCUGAGCCUGCAAGGGCCGCAGAGCACCCGGUUCCCAUGCGCCUCCGAGUCUGCUGAGCUGCUGGCCCGUCCCCCAGACGAGGAAAGAAUGUGGCGGGUUGUUUUCUUUACUCUGAGCUGGGACCUGGCCCUGGCUGCAGCCUACGGCAACUUUCGGAGGAGCAUGGACAGUGUCGGGCGGAGGCAGUACCAGGUCCAGCACGGCGCCUGCAGCUACACCUUCCUGCUGCCCGAGAGCGACAACUGCCGCACGCCCUCCAGCCCCUACGUGCCCAAUGCCGUGCAGCGGGACGCGCCGCUCGACUAUGACGACUCGGUGCAGAGGCUGCAGGCGCUGGAGAGCAUCAUGGAGAACAACACCCAGUGGCUCAUGAAGCUGGAGAGCUACAUCCAGGACAGCAUGAAGAAGGAGAUGGUGGAGAUGCAGCAGAAUGCGGUGCAGAACCAGACCGCGGUGAUGAUCGAAAUCGGGACGAACCUGCUGAACCAGACGGCGGAGCAGACGCGGAAGCUGACCGACGUGGAGGCCCAAGUGUUAAAUCAGACAACAAGACUCGAACUUCAGCUCCUGGAACAUUCCCUCUCUACAAACAAACUGGAAAAACAGAUUUUGGAUCAGACCAGUGAAAUAAACAAAUUGCAAGAUAAGAACAGCUUCCUGGAAAAGAAGGUGCUGGACAUGGAGGACAAGCACGGCGUCCAGCUGCAGUCCAUCAGGGAGGAGAAAGACCAGCUGCAGGUGCUGGUGUCCAAGCAGAACUCCAUCAUCGAGGAGCUGGAGAAGCAGCUGGUGACGGCGACGGUGAACAACUCGGCCCUGCAGAAGCAGCAGCACGACCUGAUGGAGACGGUGCGCGGCCUGCUGACCACGAUGUCCGCGCCAGGCCCAGCGAAGAGCGCCGCAGCAGGGAAGGAAAAACAGGCCAUCUUCAGAGACUGUGCGGAAGUGUUCAAGGCCGGCCGGACCACCAGCGGCGUCUACACGCUGACCUUCCCCAACUCCACCGAGGAGGUCAAGGCUCACUGUGACAUGGAAACGGCCGGAGGGGGGUGGACAAUCAUUCAGCGACGUGAAGACGGCAGUGUCGAUUUUCAGAGGACUUGGAAGGAAUACAAAGUGGGCUUCGGGAACCCCGCGGGCGAGUACUGGCUGGGGAACGAGUUCGUGUCGCAGCUGACCAAUCAGAAGCGCUACGCGCUGCGCAUCCGCCUGGCCGACUGGGAGGGGAACGAGGCCUACGCGCUGUACGAGCAGUUCUCCCUCUCGGGCGAGGACCUCAACUACAGGAUUCGCCUCCGAGGGCUCACGGGGACCGCCGGCAAAAUCAGCAGCAUAAGCCAGCCUGGAAACGACUUCAGCACCAGGGACGCAGACAGGGACAAGUGUGUCUGCAAGUGCUCGCAGAUGCUCACCGGAGGCUGGUGGUUCGACGCAUGCGGUCCUUCCAACCUGAACGGAAUGUACUACCCCCAGCGGCAGAACACUAACAGGUUCAACGGCAUCAAGUGGUACUACUGGAAGGGGUCAGGCUACUCGCUCAAGGCCACGGCCAUGAUGGUCCGGCCCUCAGACUUCUGAAGGCCUGCACAGGCCAGGGCCAGCUGCUUGACUGCCCGAGACUCAGACCCAGAGCUCUGAUGACACAGCUGCGCCGUCACCUCUGCCGCCUCAGAGGGGCGCUUGCCCGCGGGGGCUCCAAAGCAGAGCCCCGAGACCCCACCACGGGCACCUGCUCCACUUGAUGAGCCGCAGUGCACCCAAGAACCGUCACCCCGUGGCCUGGCGGACGGCUCUGCAAAGACACUUGGAGCUCACGGGGAGCACUGCCGGCUCGCAGACCGGGCUGUCACUCCAGGAGUGCCCUGUGCGAGCUCCUCAGUAGUACUGGAAACCAGACGCUGGGCCUCGGGGCAGAGAGAGGCUUGGGCUGCAUUCUUCUAGGCACUGUUUGUGGACUGUGUAAACACCCACGCGCCCUCAGUGCGCCCGCUCUCCCAAUUAAAGGGCAGAAAACAAACGCGUGGCACCUUCAGGGAGGGUCCGAGAAGAGCUUGUCAGUGGCUCACUUUCUGGGAAAGGAAAGACACAGUUCACGCAUUUCUGCUCUCCUUUGGUCUUUGGAUUUUCAUCCCGAACACAGUGUACUUACGUCUGUUUUGCCGGCAUAGCUCUAAGUUAAUGCUCAAACACAGGUGUCAAGUUCGCGCAGCAGGGGCUCCCGUACCUCCCAAGGACGUAUUCUUUCUCUCCUGUAAAGACCAUGCUAUCGGUUUGGUUUGCUGCCUGGCUGUUAAAUACGAAGGUAUUUUUAGAGGGUAAAUAUAACUUAUGAGGUGAGAUGAGUACAUUUAACUGUUUUGAAAAUAUUUACUAUUUAACUUUUUUGAAAACACUUGAAAUAUUUUGAAAAUAGUAAUUUGAUUCCAAAACGACUGAUGUGUCUGGUGACAUGGAACAGUCUCCCUUUCAACGAUGAGGGAAAUUACACAUUUAAUCUGGUGACGAAGAGGCUUCGCUGUCUGUCACUCGCUGCUCGGACACAGAGGUCUCGCUCUCCUCGGGCGAGAUGUGUCCUGGAGGGGGCCCUGCUCGGUGCCCGGCUGGGCAAACCCUGCCGUUCAAGGCCUGUGCGAAGCUCAUCUCCUUGAGUCAGACUGUACUCUGAAGUCACUUUAGGAAAAAAAUUUACAUUGUUAAGAUUACAAAAAAAAUGUCUACCAGAAGACGUUUUAAGGGGUGUUGUGAAGUGCAAAGCCAGUGCCCAGUGCCCACAGUGUGCACACACGUGCACAGCCUCGGGAGAGGGCGGGGGCUGAGCUUGGGGUCUGCCCGGCGCCACCGUGGCGCCGGCCGGGUCGGCUCAGAAUCUGGGGGUGACGUCUCAACCCACCGCUUUCCACUCGGCUGCCAGGCAGCUCAGGGCCGAAUCUGCGGCCAGCACGAGCUGCACGCCCGUCUUCAUCCACACUCCCCUGCCACAGCCGUGCCCUCUGUCCACUGUCUUCUCUGGCCUCUGUGACCUGCACAGGCCCCACCCGCCACGGCUACACCCAGUGUGAGGACGCCCCACAGCGUCCCGCGCAGACUCGUCCGCGGGCUCCGGACGCGGCGGGCGCUCUCCCUGCCCUGCUGUGUUGCAUUCUCAGCAAGCACGCAGACUGAGUCGAGGCCACCACCCAGAUCACAUCUAAGGGCCCUGUAUUCCACAGAGGGGUCAGCUUUGCACCAACUGCAAACCAUCCCACGGUGAGAAAACACCAGCGGCUGAAAGGCAACAGCAAGUUUCCAUGGUCCCUUGACGAGCCCAGGGCAGACACACUCCAGAAAGAGAUGACCCAGGACCAGCUGUCAGGGUCCCCAGUCCUGCCCCUGGCCCCUUGUGGGCAGGCUGGGCGCCUGUCCGCGGUGACGCGCCCCCUGGUGUCCAAAACGACACACGCGCUCGUCCGACAGAACGGGGUCUGCGGGCUCACUGUGCCGCAGUGCCUACCAGGGUCUCAGAGGAACUCCUCUCCCCUUAAGAAAGCAUCUACAGAGCUGACCGGAAUUCAAAGCGGCGAUCUGAAAAAUGAAAACGAAACAACCCAGCAACCUUGAACACCACAGUGCCUCGGGGCAGAGCCGACUCCUUCUCACCCGAGGACCCAGUGCCACAGCCAAACAGCCAAAACACAGCGCGAGAGCACAGACGAGUCUCUGCUUGUCGCCCAGGCGCUAGUCUCUUAAAUAAACAGCCUGUCCCGAACCCGGUGACGUGUCUGAAAAGGAAAGCCGGCUUCUGCUCAGUCCAGCUUCCAAGUAAACCUGAAAUUACUGACUAGACUAUUCCUCAAUCUUCAAAACAAGUUAGAACGUGGGACUUCUCCAUGAGCAUCUGGAAGACUCAGAGUGAAGCGGAGGCGGGUUUAGGAAAAGCACCGAAGCCCCACGUCCACGGGCGGCG
Molecule: messenger RNA, 4424 nt
Organism: Artibeus jamaicensis (Jamaican fruit-eating bat)
Lineage: Eukaryota; Metazoa; Chordata; Mammalia; Chiroptera; Phyllostomidae
Gene: ANGPT2
Product: angiopoietin 2
Exons: 9
Coding region: 569-2059 (496 amino acids)
Biological process (GO): Tie signaling pathway; angiogenesis
Molecular function (GO): receptor tyrosine kinase binding
Source: RefSeq, a predicted model, not a curated record